UUGAGGGAGCCACUGUAUGGAUGAUGAUUGUUUUCCUACCCCCCGUCCCGUUUUUUUUUGUUGUAUAUAAAAAAAAAUAAAAAUAAAUAAAUAAAUAAAGUUGUGGUUGAUAGCCGCUAGAUGGUUUUAAUUCAACCAGCUGUCGAGGAAUAUGAGAGAGUGUGUUGGACCAAUCACAUAAGACCACGAUCGCAAUGGUGGUGUUAUCUAUAAUUGUGUGGAUUUUAUUUAUAUGUAUAAGAAACACACACAGAAACAGUUUAUUGUUAAACCCAUAAAAAGUCAUUCGAUUUUUUUUAUAUAUAUUAUUGAAAUUAUUAUUAAAAUUUGAAAUAGAACAUUUGUUUUGAAUAGCUCAAUUUUGAUGUUUUAGUUUUUUUUUAAAUUUAUUUUACAUUAUAAUUAAUCAUAAUUAAUUAAUAAUGUUUCAUUGCGGAUUGUUAUUGGUGUUGCUGAAUUUAUCACCGGACGUUGGUGGUAGUGUGUCACAAAAAGAAGUUGAUAAACAUCUGGAUUUAGGAAGGGACUUUUUGGCAAAAGGACAAUUUCGUGAUGCAUUGACACAUUAUCAUGCUGCUAUUGAUGGUGAUCCAAAUAAUUAUUUAACAUAUUAUAAACGUGGAACAGUAUUUUUGGCACUUGGUAAAGCAAAACAAGCAUCACAAGAUUGGCAAAAAGUAUUACAAUUAAAAUCAGAUUUUACACCAGCAAGACUUCAACGUGCACAUGUUUUAUUAAAACAAGCAGAAUUUAAUGAAGCUGAAAAUGAAUAUAUAAAUGUAUUAAAUUUUGAAAUUAAUAAUCAAGAAGCAAAUGAUGGUCUUGCUAAAACUCGUCAAGCAAAAUAUGAUUAUGAUGAUUUUGAAUUAAUGGUACAAAAUCAAGAUUAUCAUGGUGCUAUUGAUUUAUUAACAAAAAUUAUUGAAGUAUGUCCUUGGUCAGUUAAAUUACGUGAACUAAGAGCUGAUUUUUAUAUUGAUUAUCAUGAUGAUAUUACAAGUGCCAUAUCAGAUAUACGUUUUACAACAAAAUUAGUAUCUGAUAAUACAAAUGGAUAUUAUAAACUUUCAUCAAUGCUUUAUCGUCUUGGAAAUGUUGAGGAUGCACUAAAAGAAAUUCGUGAAUGUUUAAAACUUGAUCAAGAUCACAAACCCUGUUCAGAACUUUAUAAGAAAAUUAAAAAAAUAUAUAAAAAUAUAAAUGAUGCAUCAAAAGCUGAAGAAUUACGUGAUUAUAAUAAAUGUAUUAAUUCAGCAAAAUCAUUAUUAAAUUUAGAAAAAGAUAUGGAAAAUGUUAGAUAUCAUGGUUAUCAUAGUAUUUGUAAAUGUGCUAAAGAUACUGAUACAACAUUAUCAAUUAAAAAUUGUCUUGAAGCUGUUAAAAUAAAAAAAGAUGAAGAUAUACUUAUUGAUACUGCUGAAGCAUAUUUAUCAGCUGAACUUUAUGAUGAUGCUAUUAGAACAUUAAAUGAUGCAUUAAAAAUUGAUUCUGGUAAUGUUAAAAUUAAAGAAAUGUUACAAAAAGCACAACAACGACAAAAAAUGUCAGAAAGUAGAGAUUAUUAUAAAAUACUUGGUGUUUCAAGAAGUGCAACAAAACGUGAAAUAAUAAAAGCAUAUAGAAAAGCUGCACAAAAAUGGCAUCCAGAUAAUUUUCAAGAAGGUAAUGAAAAAAAACAAGCUGAAAAAAAAUUUAUUGAUAUUGCUGCUGCCAAAGAAGUACUGACUGAUCAAGAAAAAAGAGCUAAAUUUGAUCGUGGUGAAGAUCCACUUGAUCCUGAAUCUGGUAAACAUUCAGGUUUCAAUCCCUUCCAAGAGUUCCAUCAAUUUCAAGGCUCACCCUUCCAAUUCAAAUUUCACUUCAACUAGGAACCAAUAAAUAAAUAUAUAAAUAAAUACAUAUAUAUAUAUUAUUAUUAUUUUUUUUCAAUUUUUAGGAAUUAUGAAUGCAAUUUGUUUACAACAAAUUUGCUUAACCAGAUUUUUUACAAUUUGAAAAAAGAAAAAACAUAAAAAAUAAAUUUAAGAAAUAAAAAAAAAAAAAGAAAAGAAUAGCUAGUUAGUAUAUUGGCUUUUGUAUAUAUUUUUAGAAUGAAAAGAAUUAUUAUCUCUUUUUUUUUUUUUUUUUUUCAUCUUACUUGAUUCAAUUUUAUGUCAUUUAAUGACUGUUAUUAUUUUUGCUCACAAUUUAUGCGAAUAAACUAAUUGUUAAUAUAUAUAUAUAUUUUUUUUUUUUGUGCAAUUUAAUUCUAAAAACAAAAUUGUACUUUCAUAUCACAUAUCAUUCAGAUUUUUGUUGAUACUUUAAUUGAAUUAUUUUUUAUUAAAAAAUAUAAUUUUUUUUAUCAUUUGAUCCUACAUGAAUUCAACGUCAAAUGUACAGACUAACAAUUACUUAUCAUCAAUCUUAAAAAGGAUAAAAAUAUUAUAAAUCUCAAAACAAUAAAUAUGUAUAUUUUGUUUAUUAAUUUGUUUUAUUUUUUUUCAUAUUGAACUUCCGUGAAAGUUAGUUUUUAUAAAUAAAAAUAAAUAAUGUACGAAUUAGAAAAGUUGCUUUUUUGGAGAGAAUUUGUAUCGUGUGCUGUGGGCGAUUGUUGUUUUUUGUUCAAGUAAUAUUAAUUGUAAAUAUAAUGAUAAAAUUAAUAAAUGCCAGAAACGAAUGAAAAUAAAAACAAGUAUGAUUGAUUAUAAUAAAUAAUUUAUCAAUGUUUAUAAAUAUUAUUGUGAAAUCAGCACAAUAAUUUUCCAAUGGUCAUAAUAAUUUUAAUAAAUAAUCAUAAAUUAAA
Molecule: messenger RNA, 2785 nt
Organism: Aphidius gifuensis
Lineage: Eukaryota; Metazoa; Arthropoda; Insecta; Hymenoptera; Braconidae
Gene: P58IPK
Product: dnaJ homolog subfamily C member 3
Exons: 4
Coding region: 423-1868 (481 amino acids)
Biological process (GO): protein folding in endoplasmic reticulum
Cellular component (GO): endoplasmic reticulum
Molecular function (GO): misfolded protein binding; protein-folding chaperone binding
Source: RefSeq, a predicted model, not a curated record